GCCUUUGCUAGUUGGCGGGGUGAAGCCUCUAGCCUUUGCUAGUUGGCGGGGAAGGGAAAAUAUAGCCUCUAGCCUUUGCUAGUUGGCGGGGUUAAGCCUCUAGCCUUUGCUAGUUGGCGGGGGAUGGGAAAACGAAGCCUCUAGCCUCAUCUACAGUCUUAAAUUGCAUGCAUUUUAGUUUUAGUAUUUAGAAAAUACAAAUAUAAGUUGAGAAUUAAGAUUGAAGUAUGUGAAAUAUAGCCUCUAGCCUUUGCUAGUUGGCGGGGUUAAGCCUCUAGCCUUUGCUAGUUGGCGGGGUGAAGCCUCUAGCCUUUGCUAGUUGGCGGGGUUAAGCCUCUAGCCUUUGCUAGUUGGCGGGGUGAAGCCUCUAGCCUUUGCUAGUUGGCGGGGUGAAGCCUCUAGCCUUUGCUAGUUGGCGGGGAGAAUGGAAAUCACCGCUAUCUUGUGAUAGCCUUGGGUUAAUCUUAGUUUUAACAUAAUUUUAAGUCUUAACUUGCAUGCAAUUUACUUAAUAGGUGACACUUCCCCAUCGGUAGGGGAAAUGCACAAGGUAUUUUGCAUCAAAGAGGGUGUAUCACCCUUGGAGAUGCUGGGAAGUGGAGAUAUUCUUGAGAAAUUCAAGAGUUUUUUACUUCUCUACUCUACUAAGUAUCUUUAAGAGUGAGAGACUCUCAUAGAUACUGUAGAGUACAACAUUCACGCCUGGCGGUCCUUAGUUUAGUGAUAAGUUCAAUCUAUGAUUAGCAACUAUUUAUCAUCAUUUUUUGAUACUUUAAAAUUAGAGAUAUUCUUGAGAAAUUCAAGGGUUCUCUAAUGAGUAUCAUUGAGAGUAAGAAACUCUUAUUGAUACUGUCUUGUACAAACAUACACUCCUGUUGAUUCAGGUAUUCUCUUAGUUCAGUCCAAGUUAAGAUUUGUAACUGUUUAUCUACAUUAUAUAAAAUUGCUUUGUUUUGUAAGUGCUUUACAAGUUUGUUGCAGCUUAGCCUACCAAAUGAAUCCAAGUGCACCAUUGUAGAUAUUUUUUAAAAGCAGGAUUGAUGAACAACUAAACAAACAAUAUUGUGGAGAUACAUGUGAAUUAUAAUGGAGAUGCCACCAGAUAUUCAAUGCAUUGGAGAGCAGCUCUACUACCAAAGUGGAGAUGUGGAUCACUGGAUGUGGAUUGAUGAACAACUAAACAAACAAUAUUGUGGAGAUACAUGUGAAUUAUAAUGGAGAUGCCACCAGCUAUUCAAUGCAUUGGAGAGCAGCUCUACUACCAAAGUGGAGAUGUGGAUCACUGGAUGUGCUUAGCCUACCAAAUGAAUCCAAGUGCACCAUUGUGGAUAUUUUUCAAAAGGAUUGAUGAACAACUAAACAAACAAUAUUGUGGAGAUACAUGUGAAUUAUAAUGGAGAUGCCACCAGCUAUUCAAUGCAUUGGAGAGCAGCUCUACUACCAAAGUGGACAUGUGGAUCACUGGAUGUGGUAAUGGGAUUAGGUCUCAUGGGCUGUGCCAUGGAUAUUCUGUUCGACAUAGAACGUAUGCUGAUAUCGAGGGCAGUGAUAUCUUCGACAAGUCUACCUCAGCCUCUCUACUACUACAUUGCUCUGUCACUGAUUGCCAUUGGUCUCUUCAUAUCUUCACUGUCAGUGCUGGGGUGCUGGGCCACCCAUUGCAAGAACAGCUGUUUUAUUGGACUUUUCAUGUUUCUGCUAGUGGUGAUGCUAGUGCUGGAAAUAGUGGGCUGCAUUCUGAUGGCGGUCUGCCCGCAAAUGCUGGGAGCCCACAUUGUUGACGAGGAGAUCCUGGACAACUGGCAGAGAAACUACGGAGUGCCCGGCAGGGAGCAGUUUACUGCUGCUGUGGACCUUGUACAAACUAAGUUUGAAUGCUGCGGGGUGCAGGGGGCAGGCGACUACAGCACCACCUGGUGGCGGUUGCGUGAACUGGCCGCUCCUGACCUCCUGGUGCCUCUGUCCUGUUGUAUACAAUCCGAUGCCAGGGAGAAAUCCUUCCUCGACCCGGCACCUCUCAACAAAACUAUGUGCCAAGACGCUCAGGCCGAGAACAACGAGCUGGCUAGGUUCAGUCAGGGUUGCCUGACUCAUCUGCAAGAAUGGCUGAGCCACGAGCUAAACUGGGCAUAGUAAGCACCCUAUUGGUUGUCUCACUUCAACUGCUUCUGUUGCUAUUCGCCAUCCUUAUGUGUGUCAAAUCUGUGCAACACACCAAUAAUAAGCCAUCUACUCAUCUGUCCUCAAUCAUGAUGGCCAAACAGAACACUAUCAAACGCAAUUUCAGCUACAAUAACUAGUGGUCAAAAGAGAACAAACAAACGUGAUGGUAGAGAUGAAGGUAAGGAAGAAGAUAAAGAAGAGAUAGUAGAAAAGGAAGGAAGGAAUGAAGGAAGGAAGGAAUGAAGGAAGGAAGGAAGAAAGGAAGGAAGGAAGGGAGGAAGAAGAAGAAGAAGAAGAAGAAGAAGAAGAAGAAGAAGAAGAAGAAGAAGAAGAAGAAGAAGUGGGAGAAGAAGAAGAAGAAGAAGUGGUCAAAGGGGAAGAAACAGAAGUGAUGGUAGAGAUGAAGGCAAGGAAGAAGAUGAAGAAGAAGAAGAAGAAGAAGAAGAAGAGAUGGUAGAAAUAGAGGGAAGAAAGAAUGAGAAGAGAUAUAGUAUAAUUUACCUUCAUUGUCAUUGAGAGUUCUGGUUAUUCAAAAGUAAAAUCAACAGCCAAAACGGUUGUAUUCAAUUCUAGAACACAAAACUGAAUUAAAACUAUGAUAAAGAGUGUUUUUUUAUAUUGUGGAAGAGCUAUAUCAUGAAAAUUGUCAUUGAAAGUUUUUUUGGUUCUGCAUUUUGAAAAGUAUUAUAUAGGAACCAUUAUCUUGCUAAUUAAACACAACCUGAAUAAAUUCAAAGUCAAUAAUUGGGAAUUAGAAUCAAUAAUGGAGUGAAUAUCAGAAUUAUGAUUUUCAUUUUGAAAGUGGGGAAGACGAAGUACAGAUAUUAUCA
Molecule: messenger RNA, 2993 nt
Organism: Nilaparvata lugens (brown planthopper)
Lineage: Eukaryota; Metazoa; Arthropoda; Insecta; Hemiptera; Delphacidae
Gene: Tsp68C
Product: leukocyte surface antigen CD53
Exons: 9
Coding region: 1417-2133 (238 amino acids)
Cellular component (GO): membrane
Source: RefSeq, a predicted model, not a curated record